AUGGCCUUCCAGCUCCCGCCCGGCCUGCGGCCUUCUGCCGCGCCGCCGCCGGGCAUGGGCGCGCCGCCGCCGGGCAUGGGCGCGCCGCCGCCCGGCCUCGGCGGCGGCGGCGGCGCGUCGUCGCCGCCGCUCCAGAUCUCGGCGGACGCCCUCGCGGCCAUGUCGGCGUCGGCGCUCGGUCCGCGGUCGGCCCCGGCGCCGCCGAGCUUCAUGCCCUUCGCCAACCAGCGCGCGGGCGGGUCGUCGCUCGCGGCGCAGUUCGCGGCGCCGUCGGCCGUGCCGCCCGCGCCCGGCUUCGGCGCGCCGCCGCCGCCGGGCAUGGCCCGGCGCGCGCCGCCGAAGACGACCGCGCCGCCGCCGCCGCCGCCGCCGCCGCCCGCGGGCAUGCUGCUCAGCGACCUCGUCGCGCGCGCGCCGCCGCCGUCGCAGCCCGCGCCGCCGCCGCCGCCGCCGCCGAACCCCGUCGCGGCGUCCCUGGCCCUCGAGGCCGAGGCGUCGCAGGCCCUCGCCGAGGCGUCGGCGGCCCUCGAGGCCGCGAGCCUCGACCCGAAGCCGCGCGCGCGGCCCGCGACCCCCGCGCCGCGGCCGAUCACGUCGCACGCGCAGCUGCCUCGCAUGCCCGGGUCGUCGUGCAUGAGCAGCCGCGACGUCGCCUACGUCGUGCGGAGCCACAUGCGCCCCCUGGAGACGGCGGACUCCUACACCGACGACUACUACAACCACAAGUACGCGCAGCGGCGGCUCGCGGGCGGCGACGACGGCGGGUCGCUCGUCGCGCCCGUCUGGGUCGAGACGAAGGAGCACACGAAGGCGCGCGCGGCGCACAUGUCCAACGACCUCAAGAACGUCACGCAGAAGUGGGAGGAGGGCAACCGCGUCCUGGGCCACGUCGUCCGCCAGGACGUGAAGACGGCGCGCGCUUUGAUGUCCGUGCCCGCGGGCCUCGUGGGCGAGAGCGGGUCGCGGCCCUUCACGUCGGCCAUGUGGGUCGCGCGCGACGCCGUCGACGGCGGCAAGGUCGCGUUGCUGGAUUUGGGCGAGUGCCGGUCGUUGGGCCACGCGACGGACGCGGGCGACGCGCGGUUCGCCGCGCUCCGCGAGGAGUGCGCGCGGCUCCUGGGCCGCGUCGCGCGGGCCAUCGCCAAAUGCGACCCCCACCCGUUGGACGUGUCGCCGACCUACGUGGACCACCUCCUCGGCAAGGGCCCGCCGCCGCCGUGCGCGGGCGCGGCGCCCGUCGCGCACACGAAGGAGUCGGGCGCGGUCUUCUCCGCGCUCAUGGGCCUGCCCAAGGGCGUGCGCCUCCUGGCGGACUUCGUCAAGGUCAUGCCCGCGACGGCGGCGGCGUCGCCGUUGCUCCGCGCGACGCUCGAGACGCCGCGGCCCGCGGCGGACCUCGUCUUCCCGGACGUCGACGCGGCGCUCCACGCGGCGCUCCGCGGCGACACCUUCGCGUCGCGCGUGCCCCUCAAGACCCUCGUGCACCUCGUCGACGGCCUCCUCGCCUCCCCGAACCUCUUCGAGCUCCUCCGGCAGCACUCGCGGGCCGAGGGCCGCCGCGAGGGCCGCGCGACGGGCUGCGACGGCCUGCCCGCGGCCGCCGAGGCCAUGCUGCGGCCGCGGCCGCUCGGCGCGUCGGCGCCCGCCGACGACGGGCGGCCGCCGCCGUCCUGGACGACGUUCUGCGUCGCGUCGCCGACCGGCGAGCGCCGCGCGCCGCGCAUGGACGCCGAGACCUUCGAGGCCGCCGUCGACGCGCACUUUGGGACCUACGGCCCCGGGAUCGCGCGCCUCGUCCUCAACCUCACGGGCGCGGCGUCCGGCGAGGAGUGCCGGCCGGGCCCCGCGCCGGGCCAGGUCCGGACGCGGCCCAUGGUCCCCGGCCUCCGCUUCUGCGGCGAGGACUGGCCCUGCGCGGGCGCGGCGACGAUGGUCGGCGUCGCGCGCCUCGCGUCGCUCGCGGCGAUCCUGCGCGUCGUCGAGGCCGAGCGGGUCGCCGGCGACGUCGUGGAGCUGGGGUCCUGGCGCUGCGGCGCGGCCGCCUUCGCGCGCCGCGUCCUCGACGCCGUCGGCGGCGGCGCGCGCGUCGCCGGCGCCGCGGCGACGCUCCGCGCGGCCGGCGCCUCGGCCGUCGCGCUGCACGCGGGGCGCUUCGCGGAGACGGUGCCGGAGUUCCGCGCGACGGGCCGCGGCGUCGCGGUCCUGCGCGUCGACGCCAACUUCUGCGGGUCCUACCAGGACGCGCUCUACGGCCUCUACGACCGCGUCCCCGUCGGCGGCUUCGUCGUCUUCACGCACCCGGAGGUCAUGCGCUGCUGGCUCGACUUCAAGGCCGACCAGGGCCUGCCCGAGGACCUCGUCCGCGUCGACCUCGCGUCCGCGUUCUUCCGGAAGCGGGCCGACGUGGUCGUCGACGCGUCGAAGCGGCGGCGGCCCUUCGAGCGGCCGGGCGGGUUUCGAACCUAG
This is a messenger RNA of Aureococcus anophagefferens, 2466 nucleotides long. RefSeq lists its product as hypothetical. The coding region runs from base 1 to 2466 and encodes 821 amino acids. The transcript has 3 exons. NCBI's taxonomy places the organism in Eukaryota, Pelagophyceae, Pelagomonadales, Pelagomonadaceae. The record is from RefSeq and is a predicted model, not a curated record.